Messenger RNA from Talpa occidentalis (Iberian mole), 789 nucleotides. It is a transcript of the gene MYMX, whose product is annotated as myomixer, myoblast fusion factor. Gene Ontology annotation, biological process: myoblast fusion; skeletal muscle organ development. The transcript has a single exon. The coding region runs from base 38 to 292 and encodes 84 amino acids. NCBI's taxonomy places the organism in Eukaryota, Metazoa, Chordata, Mammalia, Eulipotyphla, Talpidae. The record is from RefSeq and is a predicted model, not a curated record. Gene Ontology annotation, cellular component: plasma membrane; endoplasmic reticulum membrane; Golgi membrane.
UCUAGAGUCUGGAUUGCCUCCCAGUCCCUGACCGGCCAUGCCUGCACCGCUGCUCCCUCUGCUGCUUCGGAUGUUGCUGUCUCGCCUACUGCUGCCAAUUGCCCGCCUGACCCGCCGGCACCUCCUGCCCCUGCUGCGCAGAUUGGCCCGCCGCCUGGGAUCCCAAGACAUGCGAGAGGCUUUGCUGGGCUGUCUGUUGUUCAUCCUCAGCCAGAGACACUCACCUGAUGCUGGGGAGGCCUCCAGUAAGGCCCACCCAGAGAGGAGGGAGAGGCUAGCUCCCCCAAAAUGAGACCAGGAGACCAAGUAGCAGCAGUAUUCGCCAAAAUGCUUUCUUUUGCAGUCACAGUCCCUGCACUGUCACUGACCACAGCCUGCCCAGUGUGCAGAAGACAUGGUGGGAUGCUAAGCACAAAAGGGGUCUGACCAGGACACGUCUCCUCCUUCCCAGCAGAAAUGACAAGAAGGAUACCCUGCACCUUGUAGAAAAUGGACACUCCCUUCCCUGCUUCCCUUUGAAGACCUUUGUUGAUUACCUGUGGACUCAGGGGGGAAAGAAAUAACUCCCUCUCAACCCCUACCCCACCCCAGCCAAAUGGGGACAUGAAGUCCCAUGAGGGACGAUACUUACUUAACCCAGGGACAACUGACCAUUUAGCAGAGUCUAGACAUUUUAAUCCAGAUUGUCUUACUGCCUCAAGAUUUACCUUAAAAUAAGAUCUUGGUUCCUUAGGGAGUUAGUCCUGCAUCUGAAGUGACACCUCCAGCAUGCAACUAUCACUUAAUAAA